Gavialis gangeticus (Gharial) is the source of this 1113-nucleotide messenger RNA. It is a transcript of the gene NSA2, whose product is annotated as NSA2, ribosome biogenesis homolog. The coding region runs from base 111 to 893 and encodes 260 amino acids. NCBI's taxonomy places the organism in Eukaryota, Metazoa, Chordata, Crocodylia, Gavialidae. Gene Ontology annotation, cellular component: preribosome, large subunit precursor; nucleolus. The record is from RefSeq and is a predicted model, not a curated record. Gene Ontology annotation, biological process: maturation of LSU-rRNA; maturation of 5.8S rRNA. The transcript is spliced from 6 exons.
CUCUACCCGGAGCUGUUUCGUGGCUGGACUGGCCUUUUUGUUCCGCGUGCGGAUCUGGGGUGCCCGCGGCCGAGACCUGAGCGUGGGCUGUUGCCGCCGCCGCCGCCGCCAUGCCGCAGAACGAGCACAUCGAGCUGCACCGCAAGCGUUAUGGCUACCGCCUCGACCACCAUGAGCGGCGCAGGAAGCGGGAGGGCCGCGAGGCCCACGAGCGCUCCAGGAAAGCCAAGAAGCUGAUCGGGUUGAAAGCCAAACUUUACCACAAGCAGCGCCACGCCGAGAAGAUCCAGAUGAAAAAGACCAUUAAGAUGCACGAAAAGAGAAACACCAAACAAAAGAAUGAUGAGAAGACCCCUGAAGGAGCUAUGCCAGCAUACCUCCUGGACAGAGAGGGCCAAUCCCGGGCUAAAGUCCUUUCUAAUAUGAUCAAACAGAAACGAAAAGAGAAAGCCGGGAAAUGGGAGGUUCCUGUGCCAAAAGUUCGUGCUCAGGGAGAAACAGAAGUUCUGAAAGUGAUCCGAACAGGAAAGAGAAAAAAAAAGGCCUGGAAGAGGAUGGUUACAAAAGUCUGCUUUGUUGGGGAUGGCUUUACUCGAAAACCUCCCAAAUAUGAGCGAUUUAUUCGACCAAUGGGUUUACGUUUCAAGAAGGCUCACGUAACUCAUCCUGAACUUAAAGCUACCUUUUGCCUGCCUAUCCUUGGUGUAAAGAAAAAUCCCUCUUCUCCUCUGUACACAACUUUGGGUGUAAUUACCAAAGGUACAGUCAUAGAAGUGAAUGUGAGUGAGCUUGGUCUCGUGACACAAGGUGGCAAAGUUAUCUGGGGGAAAUAUGCACAAGUAACCAACAACCCAGAAAAUGACGGCUGCAUCAAUGCACUUCUGCUUGUCUGAGUGGCAUUUCAGACGAUUAAAUACUGCACCCAGACUCUUGUAAAGGUGUAGGUAGAACUUCCUGAAAAAGUUUUAGAGCUUCUAAAUGAACAAGAAUUUGUUGAACCCAUGAAGAGAGCGGAUGCUGAACAACUUAAGUUUUUGAAAAACUACAACGAUGAAAGCUCGAUGAUGAUGGGUCCAUUGACCAAUGCCAGAAUAAAUUCUCAGUUUUUCUGUU